Ictalurus furcatus (blue catfish) is the source of this 2862-nucleotide messenger RNA. RefSeq lists its product as uncharacterized. NCBI's taxonomy places the organism in Eukaryota, Metazoa, Chordata, Actinopteri, Siluriformes, Ictaluridae. The coding region runs from base 822 to 1328 and encodes 168 amino acids. The record is from RefSeq and is a predicted model, not a curated record. The transcript has 2 exons.
AAAAAAAUAGUAGGCUUCCAGUCAUCAUGCACUUCAGGGUGCUUUGACUCUGCUAAUGUCAGACAUAUCCUAUGUUCCUCCAGGACUGCUGACAGUAUCUUGUUGCAAACAAAAUGUAAACAGAAUAUGACAGCCACUAGGGGAAGGAUUUCGACCACUGAAUCAUCGCAUCAUUGUGCAGUGGAAAGGGGAACAUAAGAUCUAAAAGUUCCUGCUAAAUUUGUUUUGUGUUGAAACAAAUAUCAAUUUGUUAAGCAUUUUUAAGUAACCUGACGAACGUCCAACACCCAAGUCAAAUUCAGAUUCAGUCAGUUUAGUCAUUGUGGGGUUUAAACAGAAGUUUGUGUGGUUGUACAAGAGGUUUUGGGUGAACAAAAGGGAAAAUUGAAUUUAGGAAGUGUUCAAAGCCUCUUCUGUAUGAAUACAUUCAGUUUUAGUCAGAAGAUCCAUGGUGACUAGCUUUGUUUAAAGUUGUUUUAAAAGGGUGCAAAUUAGAAAGAUUUUUUUAAAUGAGUAAGAUUAUUGUAUUUGGGAAAAAACUGACAAAAUAUAUUUUAGUUACAAUUUUCACACUGUAAAACUUUUUUUUUUUUUUUUUUUACCUGAAACUAAAGGAAAAUACACAGAGAAAACACAAAGAGAAAAAAAACCCUCAGAGAUUGUACCAUAUCCUGUGUAGUACUGAGGAAAUAUACAUGUGGAGAGAGUUGUUUGACAUCUGUUCACGCUGCUAGCACAUCUAACAGAUCCUGCUCACUGACGAAUCCUAGAUACUCAUUUAACAGUCUUUUCUAGCCUGCCUUAUCACUAAGACUCACAAGAUGACACGGUGUAAUUUCCUUGGAUUUGUCUUACUGGUGGCUGUAGUGAUUUUGUCCUCUUUGAGGACAUUAAACUCGGUGUACGAGCUGAAUAAGACAGGAUUUGGCAGACCACCACCAAGACACGGACUUGCACUGCUUAUGUGGUAUGUUCAAAACUGUAUUGACAACAACAUGAUGUCUCUCUGCGACCCCAUGAAAGGUGAUUAUGGUUUCCAUGAGUUCAAGAACACGGGACCAAUUUUUCUCCUUCCCAGGCUGAAGGAUAAGAAGACAUAUGGCUACUAUACCAUAGGAAACCUUCAUUACACACAUGCCAAUGAUCUACCCUAUGAAGUCAAGAAAUAUUAUAAUCGACAUGACCCAAAGAGCAACAUGGACAGAGUCAUUGUGAAGUAUAAUAAAAACAAGAACAAAAUAGAGGAAGUGUUCAUAUCUGAGCACUAUAAAAAGUUAAAGACAUAUAUUGUUGGUUCGUCUCUUAUCACUGAGUUAAGACAACAGUAGUUGUCACAUAAAGAAAUGUGCAUAAUAAUGUUUUCUAGAAAGUUUUAUACAAUAUAUUAAAAGAGGUUGUUUUCUUUUGGUUGUAUAUUUAGUAUCUAAAAAAAAAAACCUCUAGCUUUUUAAACUAAAUCUCUAUAUAGCUUAUCUGUACCAUAUGACGGAUUACCACAAAUGAUCAUUUUGGCAAAUAUAAUUUUAUAAUGAAAAUCUUGUAAAUCUUAGAAGUCUUCUGUUAAUUAACCUCCAUAAUUUGUCAUAAAUUGUGUUUCACAGUCUGUCAUGUAAGCGGUUGGUUUCUGUCUACAAUCAUUAUAACUAAGCCAACUUUCACUUCUCAAUAUUACAGAUGUUUCCCUAUAUUUAGUCACUUCUCACUUUCACUCCCUCUAUCUUGCAGCACAAACUAAACAUGUAUUUUACAAUGAAUACAUGUCAAAUAAAUUCUUAAAACUUAAAAGAAAUUAUAGAUGUUUUACUUCAUUUAAGUCCUUUAUCAAGCAAUUAUAUUAGUUGUGUCAUUCUAAGAUGUGUCGGUAGAACAUGAGACUCUUAAUCUGAGGAUUGUGGGUUUAAACCCCACGCUGGGCACCAAACCCAGUCACUGGGGUUGCACCAGCUGUGCCAGUGCCAGUUCCAGGCCCAAGUCUGGAUAAAAUGGAAGGGCUGCAUCAAGAAGGGCAUCUGGCGUAAAUCCUGUGCCAAACCAAAUAUGCGGAUCAUAAACGGAUUUCCAUAAUAGACACGGGUGAUUCACUGUGGCGACCCCUAACGGGAGCAGCUGGAUGAAGAAGAAGAAAAUCAGGGAAAAAGAAGUAAAGUAAACACAAAAAGCUUAAAUCAAAAUAUCAAAGAAAUCAAAAACCUUGUAAAUAUGUACAUAGAAAAGGUGCAGUGGGUAGUGUUGCCCCUGGUUCAAUCCUGAUUUUUGGUUACUUGAGAACCUUCACACUAACUCUCAGUGGUGGAAUGAACUUCCAACCUCAAUCCAGACAGCACAAUCCGUUACUAUAUUCAAAAAAUGGCUAAAGACCCAACGCUUCUGUGAACACUUAACUAAUCCCUAACUUGUCCUGCAUGUAUGUAUACCUGCUUUUACACUGCUACUCUGUACACUUUGCUCCUCUAGCAGUCAAUUUAAAAAAUCUUGUAUAGUAGCACUACUUGUAUUGUUCUCUGCUUCAUAUAUUGCUUUGCUUGUAUUUCCUCAUUUGUAAAUCGCUUUAGAUAACAACAUCUGCUAAAUGAAUAAAUGUAAAUGUAACUGUUACUCUCUGCUGUCUGAGUUUUGUACAUUAUAUUCUCCUCAUGUCUGUGUGGGUCUUACCUCCCUUAAAACAUGCAAGGAGAUGGAUUGGUUAUGAUAAAAAUAUCUCUUGUAGUGUAAGAGUGUGGGAAUGAGUUUGGGAAUGAAUGUGUGCAUGGUGCCCUGACAUCCCAUCCAGUGUGUAUUGCACAGUGUUCCUGUGAUAAGCUCCAAAUAAGAUCCAGAAGUAGUUACUGAAGCUAAUGAUGGUGAUGGUUUGUGCAUGGUACA